Penicillium lagena is the source of this 444-nucleotide messenger RNA. Its product is annotated as DIM1 family thioredoxin-like protein. The transcript is spliced from 4 exons. Gene Ontology annotation, biological process: mRNA splicing, via spliceosome. Gene Ontology annotation, cellular component: spliceosomal complex; U4/U6 x U5 tri-snRNP complex; U5 snRNP. The coding region runs from base 1 to 444 and encodes 147 amino acids. The record is from RefSeq and is a predicted model, not a curated record. NCBI's taxonomy places the organism in Eukaryota, Fungi, Ascomycota, Eurotiomycetes, Eurotiales, Aspergillaceae.
AUGGGCUCGAUCGUCCUGCCUCAUCUCCGGACCGCCUGGCACGUCGACCAGGCCAUUCUCUCCGAGGAAGAACGGCUCGUGGUGAUCCGAUUCGGCCGUGACCACGAUCGCGACUGCAUCCAGCAAGAUGAAGUCCUCUACAAGAUUGCCGAGCGCGUGAAAAAUCUCGAUGCAGAUUUCGCCGUCAUCUACCUCUGCGACGUCGACGAGGUGCCCGACUUCAACACCAUGUACGAGCUCUACGACCCCAUGACCAUCAUGUUCUUCUACCGCAAUAAACACAUGAUGUGCGAUUUCGGCACGGGAAACAAUAACAAGCUCAACUGGGUCCUGGAGGAUAAGCAGGAGCUGAUCGACAUUAUUGAGACGAUCUACAAGGGUGCGAAGAAGGGGCGUGGUUUGGUGAUCAGUCCUAAAGAUUACUCGACGAGGUACCGGUACUGA